Molecule: messenger RNA, 453 nt
Organism: Pleurotus ostreatus (oyster mushroom)
Lineage: Eukaryota; Fungi; Basidiomycota; Agaricomycetes; Agaricales; Pleurotaceae
Exons: 2
Coding region: 1-453 (150 amino acids)
Source: RefSeq, a predicted model, not a curated record
AUGUCUAAAUCGCUGGAAGCCGCCGCGUUGAUGAUUGCCAAGGAGGUGGUGGACAACGGUGAGUGGGCUCUAUGCUGGUUUGCCAAUGUACAAGCAACCGCUCACCUGCCGCAGGCGGAGGCUUGGCACGCCGACAUCCAUUUUAUCGCUCACCUUUUGUCACGAUUACCCAACGUUCAAGGGCCGAUGGAACUGCGAGACCUCUUCUCACUGGCUACCUCAUCCACCUCGCCUGAGCGUGUCUUACAACUUACGGAGUCGCCAAUGAUUACUCUAGCCAAAGGGGAUACUCUUGUUCACAUCCAGCCCACGGCCAUCGCAUUCUGGGAAAAGUUGGGUUCGGGGCCUAAGGGUGGUAAGAAGGAUGUUACCGCUUAUGCUCUGUUUCAAGAGGUCGACGAGUCGCAUCGCUCGUCCGUUGCAAAUUGGCUUCGGAACCUCUCAAGCGAGUAG